AUGAAGACUCUGACACUGCUGGCAUGCAUUUGUGCACUGACUGCUUGCUUCUCACUCUGUGAAGGUCGGAAAAAGCAAGGGAAAAUACAUCACAAAAGGAAUAAUGUCCAACAAUAUAUAUUAGACCGCCGAUUACCAACUCAUCUCAAAUUUCACCCUAACUGGAAUACAUUAAUUCAAAAGCAUUUAAUUUUUGGUCCACACAGAUACCCAAAGUUUCCAAUUCCAAACAGAAGAAAACCAAAGCCGAACCGUCCCCAGCCACCUAAGUGUCCAACUAAAGAUAACACUGUUGUCAACAACAGCACCUCAGAGGCCAACACUCAAAUCCCAUCUCUGAGUCUAAUAACUACUUCCAACAAAAUUGUUACAUCUCCAGGUGUGACUUCUACUAAUAAUGACUCCACCAUAUCUCAAAAAGAAGAUACCGAUACAGGCCCUUCUGCAGCUACCCCAUCAAUACAACCUUCCCCCGCCCUGCCAGACACCACAGCUGCCCCACCUACAUCUUCCCUAACUACACCAGCACCACAACCUUCCUCACCUAUACUGGACCACACAACUGCCCCAUAUACCACACCUAAUCCUUCCCCAACCACUCCUGCUUCUCCAACUUCCAAAGCUACAACUGCACCCACCACCCAAACUACUACUCCAGCCACUACUCUAACUACUACUGUUGAACAAACAACCUCACCUUCCAGCCAAAAUGCAAAUUCUCAAUUCUGGCAAUAUAUUUAUGAGUUAAUAAAGUACCUUUCUGCGGACGCCUCUGUGGCCUCCGGGCAGCAAGCCCCUACCGGAGCCUGCGCAGCUGGGCCCUGUCCUCACAAACCAGCCCCGCCGGAGCGCAGCACCGCCAGCCCGCAUGCGCAGAGGGAGGCCGUACCGCGUCUUGCGCGUCACGUGACAGGCGCGGCUAGCGUGGCGCAUGCGUCCUUGUUACUAGCGGGCAAACGCAGGAGGUGGCGGCUCUCCUGGCCAAUGUCCUGUUACGUCUUUACCGCCGGCUGCCAGCCCCACACCCACAGCCUGGUGGUAAAUCUGCAGCAGCUACCGAGAAGGAAUCACAAUUUAAAACAAAAUGCAGGUUACAGCAAUGUCAGAAAAUACGCACCCAGAAAUAAGUCUGAGUAUCCUGAGACCGCCAUGCUGGAGAGGUCUUGGGUAGGCUCGGCCUUCAGGCCUCUCUGCGGAGACCUCGGGCACGCGAGAGAAGCCUUCGCCGACCAGAUGACCGCGACGUCACCUCAGCGGACCUCAGCGGACGCCAACUAG
Molecule: messenger RNA, 1278 nt
Organism: Nyctereutes procyonoides (raccoon dog)
Lineage: Eukaryota; Metazoa; Chordata; Mammalia; Carnivora; Canidae
Gene: MUC7
Product: mucin 7, secreted
Exons: 3
Coding region: 1-1278 (425 amino acids)
Cellular component (GO): extracellular exosome
Source: RefSeq, a predicted model, not a curated record